AUGGCGCUAGCACAAGCGGAAAACAUAAGCGACACUGAGAAGUGCGAUGUUUGUCUAGAAAAACGAGAAUGUAUCAGCAUAACCGAUCCCGUUUUUGGUGACAAAGAUGUGUUAGCCAUUGUUAAGCAGCAUUUGGAUAUAAAAAUCAUAUUAACGUACGUAUGCAAGCGCUGCUGGAGUGUGUUACAUGAUUUCGACGAAUUUUGUAAGAUGGUGAACCUGCAGCACCACAGCUUACAUUGGGAAUCUGAACUGACGGAUCGAGUUCCAGACUCGAUGUUUGCCACGGAAUUCGUUGAGAUCAAGAACGAACCACUCGCUGAGGAAGUAGAAAUGACUCUGAAGGAAGAACAGGAAAUCAAGUUAGAGAGUUCGCCCGAAUAUGGUUGUGAUAAACUUAUGUCUGACCAGUCAUCAGACGAAGACGAUAUGACGUUGGCUUAUAAUAGCUCCGUUCCAUCGAAGAGUAACGACAAGUUUAAUCUCCGGAGGGCCAAGAGAACUGCUAGCAAAGAUGAGUUUAAAAAAGAAUCCAAGAUUGAUGCUGAUAUACUACAAUUCUACAAGCGUUUGGUUUGCGAGAUAUGUGACGCAGAACAAAUGCUGUCUGGGGACCCAUCGAUUGAGUACAGCAAUCUACGGGAUUUGAAUAAACACAUGCGAAAAGUCCAUGAUCUUGCAAAGUCGACCGUAAAGUGUCCAAUGUGUGAUAAGAAAUUUCAAUCACGAUCGAAGCUGCUUGAACACAGAGCGAUGCAUUUGGAUCCGGACCGGUUUAGAUGUUCGGUAUGUCAGGAGGUACAUCAAAACUUGACGGAGCAUAUGCAAAAUAAGCAUCAAGAGCGGACCUACUGUUGCGAAGAGUGUGGAAAAAAGUUCCCAUUCAAAGCGAGGCUCUCCGCACACAUGCGGAAAAUGCAUACUGCAAAAGACGUCGUUUGCGACCAAUGCCAAAAGUGCUUCAGCAAAUAUACUAUCGAGGAUCACAAACGUGCCGUUCAUGAGUCCCGGUAUAUCUGCGAACAUUGUCCGCGAACAUUUCAAACGCGUUUCUCGUUAGAACAACACAUGGAAGAGCACGUGGAAGGUAUGCGUAACGCAACCGCAGUAGCCUGCAAUGUGUGUGGUUUUGUGCUCCGCAAUAAGUACAGCCUCUCGUCUCACAUGAAGCGAAUGCACACCGAACAUCCACCUGUUAGCUGUGUGUCAUGUGGAAAGGUUUUUAAAUCCCAACGCAACCUAAACACCCACCUCGCGAACGUGUGUACCGAUCGGACCUUCCCUUGUCCCAUUUGUAGCAAGCAGUUCAAGAAGAAAAUUAAACUAAAGGAACACAUGACAACGCACACGAAGAGCGCGUUGUAUCAGUGCCCUUAUUGUCCGAAAACAUUCAGCUUCGAGACUCAACUGUACACUCAUCGCAAGCAGGUGCAUUACGAUCAGUGGCUAGAAAUGCAAAGAAAGCGUAAAGAAGGUGUACGGUUUAAGGUUAAUCGGGUAUCAGAUAUGCCGUCUGUUUAA
Messenger RNA from Anopheles nili, 1521 nucleotides. RefSeq names its product zinc finger protein 567-like. NCBI's taxonomy places the organism in Eukaryota, Metazoa, Arthropoda, Insecta, Diptera, Culicidae. The coding region runs from base 1 to 1521 and encodes 506 amino acids. The record is from RefSeq and is a predicted model, not a curated record. The transcript has 2 exons.